CUCAUUUAGGAACCAAGACGCCUGAUGCUGAAGCCAGCGGUCGCCAAGAUCAGUCUGCAAAUCCCAUGAAGGCUCUGGAUAAACUUGAGAACUGUGAUUUCCAACACAAGUGAGCACGUAAGAGGAGUGUGUGGUGCCAGCAACAGAUGCAGACACACACACACACACAUACACACAGUGUAAGUACUUCCUCCUUCAGGCUGAUCUGAAAGUACAUCAUCGCAAUGGGGCCAAGAAGACACACAGAGGCCUGGACUGUGUGGCCAUUCAAGCCAUGGAAGAGUCAGCCACACAUCUUCUCUCCCUUCCUGUGGACCCCUGUCCUCUUCUUGUUCAUGGGACCUGGAGCCUCUGGAGAGGACUCAGCUCAAAGACUGAAAGUGGCAGGAACGCCAGGGGGUUCGGUAACUUUCCGCCUCAACAUCUCGGUGGACACACAGAUUGAGAAUGUUGUCUGGAAUGGUCCUCAUAGUAGUCUUUGUUUAGCCUCAUCAAAAGGAGAUGUUAACCUCAUGGACAAAAUCUACGAGGGCCUAAAUAUCCUCCGCCCUGGCUAUUCUUUGUCUCUCUACAACCUGACCCUGAAAGAUGCAGGAUCCUACAAAGCCCAGAUAAACCGAAAUGGUUCUAAAGUCACCACUUAUGAAGAAUUUACCCUAGGUAUCUACGAGCAGCUACAGAAGCCCCAAGUCACUCUAAAGUCUGUGGCUGAGUCUGAGAACGCCUCAUGUACCAUCACCUUGAUCUGCUCUGUGCAAGGGGAAGGGAAAGACAUUGACUACAGCUGGGCCCUCGAGGGCCACAAUGAUUCUGAAUCCUCCAUGAGCUCCACUCUCACCAUCUCCUGGGUACCCUGUGGCCAAGACCUGCAUAGGUCCUAUACAUGCACAGCCCGGAACCCAGUCAGCAAGAGAAACUCCGACCCUGUCUUUGCCCAGCAGUUCUGUACAGAUGUAGGAGGACCAGUGGAGGAGACAGUGGGACUCCUGGGGGAGUCCACCACCCUGCGCCUGUCACUCCCAGCCAGUCAGGACAUAAAGAGAGUUCUCUGGAUUUUUAACACAUCUAUUAUCAAGGCAUGGGGAGAAAUAGCCACAGUCGAACCCGUCACUCAGUCCAAGGUUCCUGACAAGAAUGAGGUAAGUGUCUCCGACCAGGACCACUCCCUGGAGAUUAAGCGACUGAGGAUGGAGAAUGCCGGCCGCUAUCACGCCUACGUGUGCUCAACGGACUCCAGAGUCACCAGUAUGAAGCAUGUCACCCUGUUCGUCUAUGGGAGGCUGAAGAAGCCAAAAGUCACCCAUAACCAGACAAUCACAGAGAAUGGCUCCUGCACAGUCCAGCUGGCGUGCUCAGUGGAGGACAAUGCACCCAAUGUGACAUACCGCUGGACCUCGUCUCUGCAGAAAGGAACUGUCCACGAGGGAUCGAACUUCAAUGCUUCCUGGAGGCUUGGAGAAAAUCACCCCAUCUUCAACUGCAUAGCCAGCAACCCUGUCAGCAACAGCUCCCAGAUGUUUGUUUCUGGGGACAUCUGUCCAGGACCUGGGACAAGCAGGAACUUUUUGAUCAUACUCCCAGUGAUGGUUUCCAUCCUUAUCUGCAUUGGGAUACUUGGAUGGUGCACUUGGAGGAAAAAAAAAAAGUGUUCAGCCUCAGUCUCCGCCCUCAGCCAAGAGAGGACUUCAGCUGUCCCAUCAGCAUAUGAGAACAUGGAUAUUCCUUCGAUGGCCACCGGGUAUCAGCAAAUGCCCCCCACAGUGAGCACCUCCUUCAGCGAUAGCACCUCUGAUGAGGAUGAGGAGAGGACAGAGAUGCAAUUGUCUGUCCAUGGCAAAGACGAGGCAUGUGUGCAGUUCACUUCAGAGGACUCUGCACUGCACUCGGCCUCUGAGAGGAAAGCAGAGUAUCACCUGGUCAUUCCAGGUGGCACGGCACCUGCAUCUGUGGUCAACGGGGGCACUCUGUAUGCUCACUUGUUACACAACUCAAAGGGAAUGGACCCAAUUCCUCAGAAGGAUGACAAUUCAGCCACAAUCUACAGCUCUGUGCAGCGUUCUCAAAAGGUGGCGCCACCACUGCAGAAUAGCCCAGAGUCUUCUGAAAUAUGCACCUAUGAAAAUUUCACUUAAAAAGAAACGCAGUGCUGUCUCCCUCCCUGCCAUCAUUGCCUGAGCUUCCUGCAGAUGGCAGGACUAAGGAAUUUCCCUUCAUGCCUCAGAGCUGCUUGGAUUUGAGCCUCUCCUCACCCCUUGCACUUUCCCCAGCCCAUGGAAGAGCGAGACACCAAAUCCAUUUAAGGCCCUGGACUUUAAAAUGUGUUUCUGCAACUGACUCCUUGCACAACACAGCUCCCCUCUCUCAGGUCAGAUGCACACUGCACCUCCAUAUCUCUGCACCUCAAGUCAACACGGUUGAAUGCACCUGGUUGGAGCUGCCGUCACACCAUCUACUAAACAGUCACUCAAGAAAAUCCCCACGUGAAGACAGAGGUCUUGGUAAAAUCAUGUGCUCUGCAGCAAUUUUUAGGGCCAGAAAUAACCCAAAUGUCCAUUUAGCGAGAAUCCAGCUAAAUACAUGAGAGCAGAAUGCUUGCUCCUUUGUGAAGGACAGAAAGCCUGACAUGUGCUCAUGGAGAUGGGCUCUGAGGCUCUGAGAUGGACUCCACUGGAAGGUGGAGAGACAGUGCAGGCCAGUGUGCACUGUUCACUGCCAGGUGGGUUUUUUAAAAUGUAUAUCUGAUAAACUCAUGCCACUCACAGCAACAUGGAUGGAGCUGGAAGGGAUUAUGCUCAGUGAAAUAAGCCAGAAGGAAUAAGAGAAGUAUCAGGUGAUUUCACUUAUUGAAGGAACAUAGGGAAACCAGACAAGGGAUCAGAAAAACAAAAAGACAGAGCCAGCAGGCAAACUGUAAAUCAGAGACAUUCGCAGGGGAGGUGGGGAGAGAGCAAAACAGGAGGAAAGAGCACAAGAGUCCAUGGUGACCAUUCACAGGUGUCUUGGUGGUGGCAAUUUUAUGGGCACAAUACCUGAGAGGAGAAAUCAAACUGUAUACAAAUGAACUUCUGGUGGCGCAAGGGGUUAAGAUGCAACCUAUGAGCUAUCGUAGCCACUGCAGCACCAAUUCGAUCCCGGUCCAGGGAGAUACCCACAUGGUGCUGCAGACCUCUCCGGUCUCACCCACUGUCCCCCUCAGCAGUGAAUUUCAGUAGAUCCACCUCUUCUGUUCCCCACUAUGUCUCUGGGAAUCCUCUCACCCUCCACAUCUCUGGCCUGUACCCCGGGUCUUAU
Messenger RNA from Talpa occidentalis (Iberian mole), 3291 nucleotides. RefSeq names its product lymphocyte antigen 9 (gene LY9). The record is from RefSeq and is a predicted model, not a curated record. Gene Ontology annotation, biological process: T cell activation. NCBI's taxonomy places the organism in Eukaryota, Metazoa, Chordata, Mammalia, Eulipotyphla, Talpidae. Gene Ontology annotation, cellular component: external side of plasma membrane.